Molecule: messenger RNA, 116 nt
Organism: Acanthocheilonema viteae
Lineage: Eukaryota; Metazoa; Nematoda; Chromadorea; Rhabditida; Onchocercidae
Source: the annotation of a GenBank genome assembly
AUGUUUGAUCCAUUAGUUGCGGAACGAGUAAUCCCUCAUUCGUCAAAUGUCUCAGCUUCGUCGAAGUCGAAUUCUGAUCCUGUUAGCGCAGUUUUAAGAAAUGCGGCUUUUGCGGA